AUGUCAGAUUUUGAGGGACAGAUUAUUCAUGGUCUCAUGAAGAACACGAAAAACAUUCGUAAUAUGUCCGUUAUUGCUCACGUAGAUCACGGUAAGAGUACCCUUACUGAUUGCUUACUUAUUAAAGCACGUAUUGCUGGUAAAGAAAGUAAUGGUGGGAGAUAUAUGGAUACUCGAGAAGAUGAGAAAGAAAGAGGUAUUACGAUUAAAUCUACAGCGGUAUCAAUGCACUUCAGUAUGAAUAAAGAGGUGUUAGAGGCCUAUACUGAGGCUGGACAGGUAGAUGGAAAUGAGUUUCUAAUUAAUUUGAUUGACUCACCUGGCCACGUUGACUUUUCUUCCGAAGUAACAGCCGCUUUGAGAGUUACCGAUGGUGCUCUUGUCGUUGUUGAUUGUGUAGAUGGUAUUUGUGUUCAAACAGAGACAGUUUUGAGACAGGCUAUUGACGAGAUGAUUGUGCCUACUCUAGUUCUAAAUAAGCUCGAUAGAGCAAUGUUAGAGCUUCAAUAUUCUUCAAAGGAACUCUAUGAAGUCUUAAGAAGGAGAAUUGAAAGUUUCAAUUGUAAACUUCAAACAAUUCUUGGUGACAAAAGAAAUUAUAUUAAGUCACUUGAUCCAGGCGCCAAUGAAGUCUCAUUCUGCUCCGGUCUUCAGGGAUGGGGAUUCACUCUCAAUAAGUUUGCGAGGUUUUAUUUAACCCAACGUAAUAAGCAUACUUUUGACACUGAAAAACAAUUUACAAAGAUUCUAUGGAGUUCAAAGUAUUAUUGUACUGUUGAUGAUCCUUUUGAUCCUGCUUGUAAAUUUGAAAAGAUAAAGGAGAAUGGAAUUCCUGAAGGUAUGUUCUCACCUUUUGAAGUGUAUGUUCUGCAUCCUAUUUAUAAAGUAAAGGAUAUGUGUAUGUCAGGUGAUAUUGAUGGUAUCAUUAAUUAUCUUGCUAAGUUCGGAAUUGAUUUUAAAAACACUGAGCUUUCUGGUAGUGGAAAGGCCUUGUUUAAGGUUGUUUUUAAGAUAUGGUUACCGGCUGCUGAAACACUUCUUGAGCAAAUCAUCACUAAGCUUCCCUCACCAGUGCAAAGCCAGUCUUUAAGAGCAAAGCAUCUUUAUACCGGUCCUUCUGAUGAUGAUGUUUACAAGGCUAUCUCUCGGUGUGAUACCACUGACGAUGCACCUAUUACUAUUUAUAUUUCUAAAAUGGUGCCUGAUAAUGCUACCAAUGGGUUUGUUGCCUUUGGUAGAGUUUUGUCUGGCAAUAUUAAGCCUGGCACGAAAGUAUUUGUUCAGGAUCCUGACUAUGUGCCUGAUUCCACUUCAACCAGGAAGAAUCCUCAUGUCUGUGAAAAGAGUAUUUCUAAGGUUGUGAUUGUGAAUCCUAGGGGAUCAAUUCCCAUACCUAAUUGUCCUGCAGGAAACAUUGUAGGUCUUGUCGGUGUUGAAGGUUUCCUUAAAAAGACUGGCACUAUUACUACCGUUAAAAAUUGUUACAAUAUUAAGACUAUGAAGUUUUCUGUAUCUCCUGUUGUGAAGGUCGCUGUAUCACCAAAGAGAUCAUCUGAUCUUAAUCAUUUCAAAGAAGGUCUUGAGAAACUUGCUAAGUCUGAUCCUCUUUGUGUUAUUGAGCAUAAUGAUUCUGGACAGGCUACAAUUGCAUGUGCUGGUGAAUUACAUCUUGAAAUUAUUCUUGGAGACUUGAAGAAUUUCUAUGCUAAAUGUGAAUUUAAUGUAGAAGUUCCUCAAGUUAAGUAUUAUGAAGGAUUUGCUGAUGUGGUUACAAAACCUAAGAUGAGGAAAUCAGCCAACAAGCAUAACAGAGUUUAUAUGACUUGUGAGCCACUUGAUGAUGAGAUUGUUGAUAAUAUACCAUCUUUAAUGGGCAAAGAUACUAAAGAAAUUGCAGCCAAGUUUAGAGAAAUUUUGAAUAGGGAUGAUGAUUGGAUCAAGAGUAUUAUGUACUUUGGACCUGAAGUUGAGCCUCUUAAUAUUCUAGUUGAUGAGACUAAGGGUAUACAAUAUAUGAUGGAAGUCAAAGAGCAUCUCUUUGAAGGAUUUAAGCAUGCAACUAAGGAGGGGCCUAUGGUUGGUGAAUGUAUUAGAGCAGGUAAGUUUAAUCUUGUCGACUUAAGCCUUCAUGCUGAUUCUAUUCACAGAGGUGCCAAUCAGAUGAUUAGGCCUGUUGAAGAUUUGGUGAGGGGCCUCUUGCUUGCAGCUGAGCCUAUUCUUUAUGAACCUAUUUUUACUUGUAAUGUUUCUGUGCCUACUGAGUAUGCUUCUGCCUGUGAGUCAGUUCUGAAAAAUAGACGUGGCUACAUUGAAGACUGGCAGACCGAGAAUAAUAUGGCUUUGAUUUCGGGAUUUUUGCCAGUAAAUGAAUCUUUUGGUAUUAAUAAGAGACUUAAAGAAGUGGCUAAGGGACAACCUUCUUUUUCUCUCGUAUUUUCCCACUAUGCUCGUUGCCCUGGAUCUCUUGACAAACCAACCUCUACAAUGGCAGUAGUUGUUAACGAAGUUAGAAAGUAUAAGAAUAUUACUACCAAGUUAGAUCCAAAUGAAUACUUCGAUGAGCUUUAA
This is a messenger RNA of Vittaforma corneae ATCC 50505, 2568 nucleotides long. RefSeq names its product small GTP-binding protein domain protein. Gene Ontology annotation, molecular function: GTP binding; translation elongation factor activity; GTPase activity. Gene Ontology annotation, biological process: translational elongation. The transcript has a single exon. Bases 1 to 2568 code for a protein of 855 amino acids. NCBI's taxonomy places the organism in Eukaryota, Fungi, Microsporidia, Nosematidae. The record is from RefSeq and is a predicted model, not a curated record. Gene Ontology annotation, cellular component: ribonucleoprotein complex; cytosol.